ACUUUGCAUAUAAAUAUAAGAUUAUUAGAGGCUUCUAUUCCACCAACUCAUCAUUUCUCAACAAUUUUUCAAUUGAAGAAUGGAGAUAACAUGUGCACUUGUCUUUGAAGUUUUACUAGCAAUCUUGCUUCCUCCUCUUGGUGUUUGUGUUCGCAAAGGGUGUUGCACUGUGGAGGUCUUGAUUUGUGUGGUGUUGACCAUCUUGGGAUAUAUUCCUGGAAUUAUCUAUGCUCUUUAUGCAAUCCUGUGGGUUGAGCGUGAACCACCAUCCGAUCAAUAUGAGAGUCUUGCACCUUGAUCCUUCUUGUACUCUACUUCUUUGCUUAUAAUAAUGGUUGGUACCUAUUGUAUUGUUACUUUAGAUACCGUGUUUGUUUUGAUGGUUACCCAGAUGUUAUUGUAUUGUAUUGUUAAAUUUGUUAUUAUGCAAGAGUGAAAGGUAUUUCAUUUAUUUAAAGACAGUUUUGGUGUAA
Messenger RNA from Lycium ferocissimum, 473 nucleotides. RefSeq names its product UPF0057 membrane protein At4g30660-like. Lineage: Eukaryota; Viridiplantae; Streptophyta; Magnoliopsida; Solanales; Solanaceae. The coding region runs from base 80 to 298 and encodes 72 amino acids. The record is from RefSeq and is a predicted model, not a curated record. Gene Ontology annotation, cellular component: membrane. The transcript has 2 exons.